AUGCUUACAGUAGAUGGUAGCUGGAGUUCAUGGACUUGGGGAGGUUGCAGCAAGACAUGUGGAGGAGGAGUGAAGUACGCAAGUAGGACAUGUACAGAUCCUUCACCACAGAGUAGCAAUUGCACUGGACCUUCAAAACAGUCAGCCUCUUGCAACACACAAGGAUGCCCAGUAAAUGGUGGCUGGAGUUCAUGGUCUUGGGGAGCUUGCAGCAAGACAUGCGGAGUAGGAGUGAAGGUAGAUAGGAGGACAUGCACAAAUCCUGCACCACAGAAUGGUGGUAGCAACUGCGCUGGAUCUUCAAGAACGUCAGUUUCUUGCAAUACACACGUUCCUUGCCCAGAAAUUAACAGCUGCAGCUACAAGUACACAUUCUACCAAACACACAGCGAUGGAAAUAUGGUGUAUAUCGAGCGUCACAGAAUGAACUGCGGUGGGAGCGGCACUAUCUUGUCCAUGUUCCAUUUGCAAAAAAGUGGUGGGAAUAUGCGCUACCAAUACAAAUGCUGCACAAUUCAGGGAUCUUGCUCAUUGCAGAGCAAAACAACAUCCUUCAGCGACGACGGUGGUGGUAAUCUUGUCUACUUGGACAGGCAUGGAGCUGAUUGCGGUAACUCUGGAUUUAUCAAUGAUAUCAGAGUUGAGAGGAAUUCUGCCCACAACAAAGUUCGUUACAACUACUAUUGUUGCAACCUUCCAAGCCCAUGGGCAAGUCGUAGCACGUGCUACACCAGUUAUACUGACUUCACAGACGAUGGCGGUGGUAGGGUCUACUACCUUGACAGGCAGACAGUGUCCUGCAAUUCUGGUUAUGCAUUGUCUUACAUCAGGCUUCAACGCAACAGCAGCGACAACAAAGUAAGGUACCAGUAUCGCUGCUGCAAGGUCAACUAUUAACCAACUAGCCUCAGGUGAUGAACAAAAGUAACCUGCCUCUAUAGAACUGCAACAAGGACACCAGUUUCGGGUUUGAUUAAUUUUCCUACACUUUAUCUAAAAUGUUAGCUUAUUCUCCGUCAGAAUAUGGUCUGCGACGCAGGCUACUAAAAUGUCAGAAUUUUACUCCAUUUCAACAUGGCCUUUGAUCCUCUUCUUACAACUUCGAUUCUAAUUUUCAUGAUUUUUUCCGAGAAAGAAAGUCUAGUCCCUCAAUACAAAACCUCAGAUUCUUAUUUGCAUCCGUAUUUCAUUUUGUAUCAUUUUGUCUUAAGCGUCCAGACUUUCGAGCUAUGGAUAUCGAUAUCGAAUAUGCUUUUUAGCCACCUGUUUUUCUCGCAUAAGGGAAACAUAUGGUCACCGGUUUUCACAGGUUUUCAGAAAACAAUAGCCACCGGUUUCAAUAUUGGCGCAUAGAUAGCAUACUCCAAACUGUCACUUCG
This is a messenger RNA of Rhopilema esculentum, 1379 nucleotides long. RefSeq lists its product as uncharacterized. Lineage: Eukaryota; Metazoa; Cnidaria; Scyphozoa; Rhizostomeae; Rhizostomatidae. The record is from RefSeq and is a predicted model, not a curated record.